AGUACCACAAAGUUUAUGCAAAUUUGACGUAGAAAUUUAGAAUGGAUCCUGCUAGAUCCCUGCUGCCACACAUUUUGGAUUUGCUGAGUCGCCAGCCCACGCUCAGCGCCGAUGUGGAGGAUCUGUGCCAAGCUCUGAAACCGCUUGUCACAGCCCAGCACAUUGCUCCAUUUGGUACGCUCAAGAAAGCCGUGGAAUUUGCCAUGGAUGUGGGCGUUAAGCUGGGCAUAAUCUGGCUGUCAAAGGAGCGGCAUCGCUUGCCCUUGAACCUGCGCAGAACGAAUGCUGUGGACAAGAGGCCGCUGACUCCCAUGCAGGCGCCUAAGCGCAGACCUGCACGAAAGGCAGUCAAGAAAACGGUGGGCAGCAUAGGGUUUGCUUUUGUUUGCUAA
Molecule: messenger RNA, 392 nt
Organism: Drosophila subobscura
Lineage: Eukaryota; Metazoa; Arthropoda; Insecta; Diptera; Drosophilidae
Exons: 2
Coding region: 42-392 (116 amino acids)
Source: RefSeq, a predicted model, not a curated record